AUAGUUAUCGUAUUAUUCUGCUAAUUGUGCAACGUGUUUGAGCCAAGCGAAGAGCAAAAGACUUAAAAUGAAAGUAGAAGCAUUGGACAAAUUCUGGACUGACAAGAGCCGCUACGAUGUCGCCGAGAAGCGAUUCUACGAGGGCCCCCUGAAGGUAACUGAUCGCAGCCACAACAGCCCUUUAGUAAGCGAAAUCGCAAAGGCUAGGGAACACAUACAGAACUCGCUGGAAAAGAUUGAUGGAGUUACCCUGGACGAUGGCUCGAAAUCCGAGCUUGCCAGCCGCCUGGCUCAGCUGGAAAGUGAAACCAAGGAGUUGAAAUCCCAGGUUUCCUCGUUGAACCAACUUUUAAGUGCCGUGGUUAAGCGAUUAGACUCUGCCGAACCCAAGUUGAAUUUGACGAACGGAGAGUCAAAGAAGCCAGAAGCGGAAUCGAAGAAAACAGAAGACGACGACGAUGAUGUCGAUCUUUUCGGUUCGGAGAGCGAGGAGGAAGAGGAGGAGGCAGCGCGCAUCCGCGAGGAACGAUUGGCCGCCUAUGCCGCCAAGAAGGCCAAGAAAGUUGCCAUUAUUGCCAAGUCCAACAUCAUCCUGGAUGUCAAGCCCUGGGACGAUGAAACCGAUCUGAAGGUAAUGGAGACUGAAAUCCGCAAAAUUACCCAGGACGGCCUUCUGUGGGGAGCUUCCAAAUUCGUCCCCGUUGCCUUUGGCAUCCAGAAACUCAGCAUCUCGUGCGUGGUGGAGGACGAUAAGGUUUCCAUUGAUUGGCUGACUGAGGAGAUCGAAAAACUGGAAGACUUUGUCCAAAGUGUUGACAUUGCUGCAUUCAACAAGAUCUAAAGAGUAUACAUAUAUUUUUUUAAUUCAGAUUCGGAUUUACCUCAUUACGAAUGUUUUUGGGAGUCAUUUAAAUAAAUAUUUUGAUAAAACAAACA
Molecule: messenger RNA, 936 nt
Organism: Drosophila takahashii
Lineage: Eukaryota; Metazoa; Arthropoda; Insecta; Diptera; Drosophilidae
Gene: eEF1delta
Product: elongation factor 1-delta
Biological process (GO): translational elongation
Cellular component (GO): cytoplasm; cytosol; eukaryotic translation elongation factor 1 complex
Molecular function (GO): translation elongation factor activity; guanyl-nucleotide exchange factor activity
Source: RefSeq, a predicted model, not a curated record